AUGUUUGGUGCCAGUGACUUCGGACUUGAGAGGCUCAGCGAGCGGAGAUGCGUGCUCGAAGUCGAUCUACAGCACAUGUCGCCAGACGACAUUCCAAAGAACCGUACUUAUCGGAUCCAAGCGCAGAAAUCUGGAGUUAUCCAUGCAGUUCUAUUUGACUGGGACAUUUGGGCUGAUCCGCAGAAGAAGGAGGUCCUGAGCACUGCCCCGGGAUCACGCAACUUUGCUGGAGAUGUUGCAUGGGGGUGGCUCUUGCAGCUUCAGGAAGCUGCUGGGGAGAACUGGCAGUUUGGCGAUUCGCCACAGCAGCUACGCGUUGAGGCUGGGCAGUGGCUGGAGAUGGUUGUGGAGUACAUAGCGCAUGGCGUCAGUAUGAAUGUUCGAGUUCGACAUUCACCACAGGGUGCAACCUUCACAUCUCAAGACGCACUGCCAACCCUCAGCUCCCCAUCCAGGAUCCUUCGCCCUGAUCGCUUUGCUGUGAAAGAGGCAAAUGAGUUUGUGCUGCCAAUUGCUGGAGAUCAUGAACGACAUGACUUCUAUGCAUUUGCAGUUGAGGAAGCUGUGCGACAACUCCAGCAAGACAACCUCACGCUCCUCAAUCUCACGCUCCUGGAUUGCAGCAGCAAUGCUGGUAUGCCAGGCUUUUGGGCCGCAAAUCUUGGAAUCAAGUCUUUGGUCAUGCCUCGCUGGGAUCACAUUGCUGGUGUCUUGCGGCAAAUCGCCGAGGAGAGCGUCAUUCCCAGAAAUCAUACUGCCGAGGUUCUAGCUGGUGAUCCUCGCGAAAUGUUCGACAUCCUUCUCCCUGAGAACAAACGCGCAAACAUUGUGGUCAUGGACCCUCCAGGUACCCCCCUACAUGGCUUGAGCCCCUUUGCACUCCUGCCAUCCAUCCGCAAGGAGCUGCUUGAGGCAAAUGGACUGGUCGUGCCUGGCCAUGCCUGCUUGGAGGUGGCCUUGAUGGAAAGCGAAGAGCUUUCACAGAUGUUUUCAAUACCUGGAGGGCACUGGCAUGAGGUAGAUUUGAGGGUAUGGAACGAGGAGGCGAGAAAGCAAGGUGUUCUAAGUCAACUGGUUCCCUACACAAAGUGGUUGGGAUCACGCUCAUCUUUGCGUUUCAGGUGGCUUUCUGCGCCCAAAUGUGUUUACCAUGUGGACCUCAACACGUGGCCUCAUGGACUUCCUGCCAAGGAGAACUUUGGUUUGGAGCUACGCGUUGAAGAGGAGGGUUUGGUUCAUGCCAUUGUUGCGCGUUGGGCUGUUUUCUCUGGUCCAAGGCGACUCAGCGCAGACAGCCGUUAUUUGGGCCGCGAUUUGACUUGGCCUCAUUAUGUGCAGGUAGUCGCCCAGCCUGACACAGAUCCAGGCCUCUUGGAACCAGUGCCAACAAGCAAAGGCCUUGCCAAGUUGCAGCUGUCGGUGCGUCAUGGUCCAGCAAAGGUCACUGGUGCCGCAGGCCCUGAGUUCACGCUGCGCCUUCAAGCUGGCACAGGUGAUGGGAGAGCAGAGCUGUGA
Messenger RNA from Durusdinium trenchii, 1515 nucleotides. The record is from the annotation of a GenBank genome assembly. Lineage: Eukaryota; Dinophyceae; Suessiales; Symbiodiniaceae.